Molecule: messenger RNA, 570 nt
Organism: Symbiodinium necroappetens
Lineage: Eukaryota; Dinophyceae; Suessiales; Symbiodiniaceae
Source: the annotation of a GenBank genome assembly
GCCCCCGAGUUCGGAACCAUCCCGGGUUCCUGCCUGCACCGCGAACACGAGUACAUCCCGGACCACUUCGGGGAAAGGUGGAGGCAUACAGAGCAGCUUCCCCGCAGCCGUGUCGACGCAUUUCGGCACAUGGAUCGGUAUAGCGACCCCUUCGCCCAGCAGAGGAGCACCGACAUGCGCCCUGGUCCGAUGCGCGGCUGGGAGGACACUGGCUUUGGCGAUAGGCCCGAUGCCGGACGUUGGGACCCGUUGCCUGGUGGAGAGCCGGACUUCGGCCUCCCUCGGCCGACCGGGGCCUCAGAGCCAACCCGCGUGGGCCGAUGGAGGCAGCCUCAGCCUCAGCCCAGCCCAAUGCAGCCCGGCUCCUUCGCUUCCUACACGCAGCCUGAGAUGCACAGGCCGUUCCAAGCUCCACCGAGCAUGACAGAGGCUUGGAACGACAUUGGCUUUGGAUCAGCCUGGGAGGCUCGCAAAGACCUGCCGCACUCUUUUGGUCUUGGUAUGCCCCCAGAGGCCAGGAAAGGACCCCCGUCCGCGAUGGAUCCCCGCUUCGGGACCGCUCCGGCAGAG